This is a messenger RNA of Struthio camelus australis, 2541 nucleotides long. The record is from RefSeq and is a predicted model, not a curated record. Lineage: Eukaryota; Metazoa; Chordata; Aves; Struthioniformes; Struthionidae.
UAAACAGAUCUGCUCGGGGAGGUUGAAUUAAACAACACAAGUUAUCCGGUCUAAACAAGGCUGACUUACUCUGCUGGUCCACGUUAGAAAAGCACUGAGAUGUAUAUAUUUAACGUUACGAAUUCCAAGUGGUAGCGGACAAGAGCCCUUCAGACUUGCUACACGCAAGAGAACAGCACCAGCUUCGCGUAAUCCCCGUGGAGUUUUUGUGCAUCUUUUACAGAGAAGCAGACACAUCCUCUGCCCCAAAGCCGUUCUGGUCUCCCUAAGGCAAAAAAAGCCCCAGGAGAGACUUGGGGCAACCAGUCAGGUGUUAGAACCUCAUCCGCCUCCGCCGUUGAUGUAAAAAUGACCAAGUUGGGGUUUCUCCGGCUGUCCUAUGAGAAGCAGGACACUCUCCUCAAGCUCCUCAUUUUGUCCAUGGCAGCUGUGCUGUCUUUCUCCACAAGACUUUUUUCUGUCUUAAGAUUUGAAAGCGUCAUCCAUGAAUUUGACCCGUAUUUUAACUACCGCACAACCCGCUUUCUGGCGGAGGAGGGCUUCUACAAAUUCCACAACUGGUUUGACGACCGAGCAUGGUACCCUUUGGGCAGGAUUAUUGGCGGAACCAUUUAUCCGGGCCUUAUGAUCACAUCGGCAGCGAUUUACCACGUGCUGCACUUCUUCCACAUCACCAUUGACAUCCGAAACGUCUGCGUGUUCUUGGCUCCCCUCUUCUCCUCGUUCACCACCAUAGUAACUUACCACCUCACCAAAGAACUCAAGGAUGCAGGGGCAGGACUCCUUGCUGCUGCCAUGAUUUCAGUUGUGCCUGGGUACAUCUCUCGAUCCGUUGCUGGCUCCUACGAUAACGAAGGUAUUGCCAUAUUCUGCAUGCUGUUGACUUACUACAUGUGGAUCAAAGCAGUAAAAACUGGGUCCAUCUAUUGGGCAGCGAUGUGUGCUCUUGCGUAUUUCUACAUGGUCUCCUCGUGGGGUGGCUACGUCUUUCUGAUUAACCUGAUCCCCUUGCAUGUUCUUGUGCUGAUGCUGACCGGGCGCUUCUCCCACAGGAUCUACGUAGCCUAUUGUACGGUCUACUGCUUGGGAACAAUCCUCUCGAUGCAGAUCUCCUUUGUUGGCUUUCAGCCCGUCCUCUCCUCGGAGCACAUGGCUGCCCUGGGAGUCUUCGGCUUGUGUCAGAUCCACGCCUUUGUGGACUACCUGCGGAGCAAGCUGAACCCGCAGCAGUUCGAAAUUCUCUUCAGGAGCGUCAUUUCCCUGGUCGGCUUCGUCCUCCUCACGAUAGGGGCCGUGCUGAUGCUCACAGGGAAAAUCUCUCCCUGGACGGGGCGUUUCUACUCUCUGCUGGAUCCUUCCUAUGCAAAGAAUAACAUUCCCAUCAUCGCCUCCGUCUCCGAGCACCAGCCCACCACGUGGUCAUCCUAUUACUUUGACCUGCAGCUUCUUGUUUUCAUGUUCCCAGUUGGGCUGUAUUACUGCUUCAGCAAUCUCUCUGACGCCCGCAUUUUUAUCAUUAUGUACGGCGUGACCAGCAUGUACUUCUCGGCUGUAAUGGUGCGUCUGAUGCUGGUGCUGGCCCCGGUUAUGUGCAUCCUGUCCGGCAUUGGGGUUUCUCAGGUGCUCUCCACGUACAUGAAGAACCUGGACAUCAGCCGACCGGAUAAGAAAAGCAAAAAACAACAAGACUCCACGUACCCCAUCAAAAACGAAGUCGCCAGCGGCAUGAUCCUGGUCAUGGCUUUCUUUCUGAUCACGUACACCUUCCACUCGACCUGGGUGACCAGCGAGGCCUACUCCUCUCCCUCCAUCGUGCUGUCCGCUCGAGGCGGGGACGGCAGCAGGAUCAUCUUUGACGACUUCAGAGAGGCUUACUACUGGCUGCGCCACAACACGCCGGAGGACGCAAAGGUCAUGUCUUGGUGGGAUUACGGGUAUCAGAUCACCGCGAUGGCCAAUCGGACCAUUCUGGUGGACAACAACACCUGGAACAACACGCACAUCUCUCGAGUUGGCCAGGCCAUGGCAUCUACGGAGGAGAAGGCCUAUGAGAUCAUGAGGGAGCUGGAUGUCAGCUACGUGCUGGUCAUAUUCGGAGGCCUCACCGGAUAUUCUUCCGACGACAUCAACAAGUUCCUGUGGAUGGUGAGGAUCGGGGGGAGCACGGACACGGGGAAGCACAUCAAGGAGCACGACUACUACACGCCGACGGGCGAGUUUCGCGUCGACCGCGAGGGCUCCCCGGUGCUGCUCAACUGCCUCAUGUACAAGAUGUGCUACUACCGCUUCGGGCAGGUCUACACAGUCACCAUCUCGACCACCGACCGGAGGAACAACAAGCUGAUCUUCAAGGUGAACCUGGUGGAGAUGGAGAGCAAGAUCCUGGUGGACUUCCGCCUCUCCAAGGUGAGGCCCGGGCUGGUGCACGGCGGUGCAAGGCCAGCGCAGGGCAGCGCGAAGGGGUGCAGGGCGGGUGCAGGGCAUUGCCAGGCGGUGCAAGGUGGGGACAGGGUGGUGCAAAGCAGUCGCAAGUCGGCGUAA